This is a messenger RNA of Enhydra lutris kenyoni (northern sea otter), 2509 nucleotides long. RefSeq names its product tubulin tyrosine ligase like 1 (gene TTLL1). The record is from RefSeq and is a predicted model, not a curated record. The coding region runs from base 1065 to 2336 and encodes 423 amino acids. Lineage: Eukaryota; Metazoa; Chordata; Mammalia; Carnivora; Mustelidae. Gene Ontology annotation, biological process: protein polyglutamylation; microtubule cytoskeleton organization. Gene Ontology annotation, molecular function: tubulin binding; tubulin-glutamic acid ligase activity. The transcript is spliced from 13 exons. Gene Ontology annotation, cellular component: cilium.
GCUCUUUGUUCACGGAUAUAUUGUACUGAGCACAUUUCAGUGCUGGUUUGUGGCAGUUAUAAAAAGAUUGGUCUUGCCCUGUGCCUAAGGCAUUACAAGCCCUGCUAAGUGGUUGCUGUAGAACAUGGCACUGUCUCCCAGGGGCGUGCGGAGCUAGAACGGGGCCAUCCAGCUGUUUCGAAGUCGUCGUUUACACUAUUCAUUAUUUUCUUUAAAGAUGGUAUUUUUUCCUUUUCCAGGAAGACUAGCUGGAAAGGAAUCGAAACGCCCUAGAAUCCUGACCUCGUUGGGACUUUGUUGGAAGUGAUAGUGACCAAAGUGUUUGCGUAGUGGGUUUGGGGACGGAGGAGCCUCCCGUUUUUUAUGGCUGGACCCAGAAAAGUGCAUUCAUUCUAUGAAUAUAAUUUCUUCCCUCUGCUUGCUGUUUCUCUUGAAAGGUUGGCCUGGCUUUUGUCAGGGAGUGGUCAUAACUCCGGGAAAUGAAAGGCCUUUUCGCAAAGUUCUGUCCUCCUGGGGUUGGGGGUACGGAUAUUCCCCGAGAUGUUCCUCACUCCAUGGAGAUCUGCUAAACUCCAGAUCUCCUAAUUCAGGCCCCUGGAAAAAGUGUGAACGUCUGGGGGUGUUUGUUUACCAUUUUCUCCCGCCUGUGGGCCUGCCAGCCUCUGGAGGGCUGGGCUGUGCCUGAGCACUGCUUGGCUUGUUUGAUUGCAUGAGGGAAGGGAAUUCACCUCUUUAUUUUUGCUAAUUCACCAAAUAUUGACUGAGCACCUGCUAUUAUUAGACGCUGUUCUGGAUGCUGGGCGUUCAGUAGGCAAUGAUUGAGAACAACACUUCUGCUCUCCUGACGUGAGAUAUGCGUGUCAAAGACAGUUAACAUACGGUGCGAUAUCAGGUUCAGGAGUAGAAUUCCGUGGUUCGUCAGUUACAUACAGCACCCGGUGCUGAUCACAACAGGAGGAAGUAACAGGAGAACUGUCUGACAUCUGGUACGAACCCCAAGCAGCAGGCCCUAAAGCUGAAGCGAACUUGGCCGUGCCUGUUGGCUCCAGGAGUCCCUAUGGAUUAUGGCAGGAAAAGUGAAAUGGGUCACUGAUAUCGAGAAGUCCGUGCUGAUAAAUAACUUUGAAAAGAGAGGAUGGAUCCAAGUGACAGAAAACGAAGAUUGGAACUUUUACUGGAUGAGUGUACAAACCAUCCGGAACGUUUUUAGUGUUGAAACUGGCUAUCGGCUCUCAGACGAUCAAAUAGUGAACCAUUUUCCGAACCACUACGAGCUGACCCGGAAGGACCUGAUGGUGAAGAAUAUUAAAAGAUACAGGAAGGAGCUGGAGAAGGAAGGGAGCCCUCUAGCAGAAAAAGACGAAAAUGGGAAAUACCUCUAUCUGGACUUUGUUCCGGUCACCUACAUGCUGCCCGCCGACUACAACCUGUUCGUGGAAGAGUUCAGGAAGAGCCCCUCCAGCACCUGGAUCAUGAAACCUUGCGGCAAAGCCCAGGGGAAGGGCAUCUUUCUGAUCAACAAGCUCUCGCAGAUCAAAAAGUGGUCCCGGGACAGCAAGACGUCUUCGUUCGUGACUCAGUCUACCAAGGAGGCCUACGUGAUCUCCCUCUACAUCAACAACCCGCUGCUCAUUGGCGGGAGGAAGUUUGACCUCCGCUUGUAUGUCCUGGUGUCCACGUACCGCCCGCUGCGCUGCUACAUGUAUAAGCUCGGAUUCUGCCGCUUCUGCACCGUGAAGUACACGCCGAGCACCAGCGAGCUAGACAACAUGUUCGUUCAUCUCACCAACGUCGCCAUUCAGAAACACGGGGAAGACUAUAACCACAUCCACGGGGGCAAGUGGACCGUGAGCAACCUGCGGCUGUACCUGGAGAGCACCCGCGGCAAGGAGGUGACUGGCAAGCUGUUCGACGAGAUCCACUGGAUCAUCGUGCAGUCGCUAAAGGCCGUGGCGCCGGUGAUGAACAACGACAAACACUGCUUCGAGUGCUACGGGUACGACAUCAUCAUCGAUGACAAGCUGAAGCCCUGGUUGAUUGAGGUGAACGCGUCCCCGUCUCUCACCUCCAGCACCGCCAAUGACCGAAUCCUGAAGUAUAACCUGAUCAACGACACUCUCAAUAUUGCGGUCCCGAACGGCGAGAUUCCAGACUGUAAAUGGAACAAGUCACCCCCGAAGGAAGUCCUCGGCAAUUACGAAAUCCUCUAUGACGAAGAGCUGGCACAGGGCGAUGGCGCUGACCGAGAGCUGAGAAGUCGUCAGGGCCAGUCGCUGGGGCCCAAGGGGGGCCGGUCGCGAGACUCGGGCAGAACCGUCCUCACCACCUGGAAGUGAGCACCAGUCGCCGAGAAAGACGGCGAGCCAGACCCUACCUGAUACUCAGUGCACCUGGGCCCGUUCCGAAAUUUUCCUUUUUCUAGAGCUUUUUCCCCCUUUCCUAAGCGCUGUAAAUAAAGGCACUUCUUUGGAAGGUUAAGGAGUCUCUUAUGAGGAAAAGAUGCCCCGCU